AGAAGCAGAAGGUUUAAAGGGGCCAGUAGCUGUAAUUCCAGACAGCUGGCUGCUAGCAUUUUUAAAGAUUCCAGUGGUCGCAGGAUGUGCAACUGGCCACCAAAAUCUGCAAGCUUCAUUAUUAAACACCGGAUUCCUCAUGGCCCAUGCAUCCAGUUUGCCUGCACAAGUCAUUAAGAAAAAGGAAGGAGAUAAAAAGAUGAUGUCUGGACUGUUGGAACACUGUAGCAGGUACUGUAACUUUGGUUAUUAUGCUGCACUAUAAAAGUGUAGUAUUGUUAAAGGGAAAUGUAUGAUAUACUUUUGGUCUGGAUUGGUGAAAUUUAAUUUGGCUACUUUUUAAUAUUUCCAUGAAGGUAACUACCAAGCAGCUAGCCAAAUCUGCGAGAGACUGAAAGAAAUGUCGCAGGUGGAGAGUGAUGACACAAAUACUCCCAAUCAAACAAAAAGGCCACGGAUAACUCCGAUUAGAUUUCGGGAUGCACAGCUAACAGACAUCGAAGGAGAGAAGAAUGCCGAGGAAUCACUAUGUGAUGACCAUUCAAUGCAGCAGUGUCCACCACCAUUGCCAUACUCUCUGCCGCCAGUAGUUGUCAGCCCUAGGGUGUCCCCAAGUAGCAGCUAUCGACAAAGUACUAUUUCACUUUUGCCUUCACAUCUCCAACACUCAUUCUCAGUUUUUCAUCCUGCCAGCAUAGGGACCCACAACCCCUUGGAAGCUCAACUAGAGAAACUUGGGACAGCAGCAGCUGUCUCUUCUGGAAGAGAUGAGAGAUGAUAUAAAAGAUGUGAAAAGGAGGCUUCAAGGAUGGAG
This is a messenger RNA of Pomacea canaliculata, 814 nucleotides long. RefSeq lists its product as uncharacterized. Bases 401 to 778 code for a protein of 125 amino acids. The transcript is spliced from 4 exons. Lineage: Eukaryota; Metazoa; Mollusca; Gastropoda; Architaenioglossa; Ampullariidae. The record is from RefSeq and is a predicted model, not a curated record.